Molecule: messenger RNA, 2380 nt
Organism: Thalassophryne amazonica
Lineage: Eukaryota; Metazoa; Chordata; Actinopteri; Batrachoidiformes; Batrachoididae
Gene: slc22a5
Product: solute carrier family 22 member 5
Exons: 10
Coding region: 578-2251 (557 amino acids)
Biological process (GO): transmembrane transport
Cellular component (GO): membrane
Molecular function (GO): transmembrane transporter activity
Source: RefSeq, a predicted model, not a curated record
CAGUAACCAAAGAAGAAUGUUUCCAGUGUAUUAGAUCCAAAUUCUUCAAGGUAGAAAACAAACUUUACUUUUAGGAAAAUUGGCUGUUUUUUAUAUGUACAUUUGCUUCUGCAUGAUUUAAAAUAGUCCAGCUGGAGUCUAAAAGCUUCUUAGAGUCCAACCACAUGUACUUCUUUGGGGUAUUUAAGAGCGUGCGGAAUGUUGUUUUGAAAACUUUUACCUCAGCAGGGAGCGAGUGCAAAGGUUAGUAAAGCUUUUGAUAAUUUAAAUCAUUAAAUUCUCCAAAAUCAAAUCAGCAAGAGACGGUUUUCCAUUCAUUAAUGUAAUGACAUGACUUUCUUGUCGGUUUUUGGAUGUACACAAAGUACAUCGAACAGACAGACGUAAGGAGUUCUCCACUUUGGGCUGAAACAGCUGUUCCUUUGAAAAGAGGUUUUAUUCACUUUCAGGAGAGGAGAGCACAGUCUUUCAGUGGGGAACCCAUCCCACAGAGGCACCAGCUUCACUCAGCCCCACCAGUCUGUCUCGAGCUGAAGACUUUACGAGCCACAUCGCAAAGAAACACAUUUGAAACAGAAUGGCUGACUAUGAAGAAGACACUGCCUUCCUUGGACAGUCCGGCCCUUUCUUCUGGACCACAUUUUUCCUUCUUAACACAGUUUUCAUCUCGACUGGAUUCAAUGGGCUUUACAUUGUCUUUGUUGGUGCAACUCCCAAACACAGCUGUCUCAUUCCGGAGGUCAACCUAACACAAGAGUGGAGAAACGCCAUCAUUCCCGUCAUUGUAGUGGACGGUGAACAGGUGCCAAGCCAGUGCAGCAGGUACAGGCUGGAUGUGGUGAGAAACCUUUCGGCUCAAGGAUUUAUUCCAGGGAGAGAUUUUAACCUCUCUGACCUGGAACAGGAGCGCUGUUUCGAUGGAUGGAACUACAAUAAAGACAUUUACCAAUCCAACAUAGUGACUGAGUGGGAUCUUGUUUGUGACAACCAGUGGAAAGUUCCCUUUGCAUCCUCGACUCUCUUUGUGGGGUACCUCCUUGGCUCCCUAAUCUCAGGACAGGUUUCUGACAGGUUUGGAAGAAAGAAGGUUGUUUUCAUCUCUCUCUGUGCCCAGUCUCUGUCUGUCCUGCUUCAGUCCUUUUCUCAUUCAUGGAAUAUGUUCUGCAUUAUGUUCCUCUUUAUCGGAGCUUCACAGAUAUCCCUAUAUAUUUCUGCAUUUGUACUUGGAACAGAGUUGUUGAGUAAGACCAUGCGUGUGCUCUUCACAACUCUUGGAGCAUUCCUUUUCUACUGCAUUGGGUACAUGACAUUACCCUGGAUUGCAUACGGAGUCAGAGAAUGGAGGACUCUUCUCGCCAUUUUGUCCACUACUGCUGUGGUCUACAUUCCGCUGUGGUGGUUCAUUCCAGAGUCUCCACGAUGGCUCAUCAGUCAAGGAAGAGUGCUGGAGGCUGAGAACAUACUCAGAGAUGCUGCAAGAAAAAAUAAAGUUGAAGCACCACCUGCAAUCUUUAAAGAAGCUGAGUUACAGCCUGUGCACCCAGCCAGGAAGUAUUCCAUGCUUGAUGUACUGAAAUCCAAAAACAUAAGAUGUAUUACACUGAUGUGUCUCCUCUUGUGGAUGGCAAUAAACAUAGGCUAUUUUGGAUUGUCUCUGAACACCUCUAACCUCAGUGGAAACCCCUUCAUGAAUUGUUUUUUAUCAGCUGUGAGUGAGGUUCCUGCAUACAUUGUGUCCACCUGCCUCCUAAAGAGAUGUCACAGAAGAGCUCUUCUCUCAUCUUUCCUUAUUAUCGGUGGAGGAGUUCUUUUGCUCAUCCAGUUCUUGCCUCACAGUCUUCACUAUGUUGCUCUGGCACUGGAAAUGACUGGGAAAUUUGGCUUUACCAUGGCCUUCAGCAUCGUCUACAUCUUCACAGCCGAGCUCUACCCUACUGUACUCAGGAAUGUGGGUAUGGGAAUGUGUUCCUCUGCCGCACGCAUCGGCAGCAUUACAGCUCCUUAUGUCAUCUAUUUAGGUUCUUAUAAUAAAUUUCUGCCUUAUAUCAUCAUGGGAAGUCUGACAAUUGCCUCAUCUGUGGUCAACUUGUUCCUUCCGGAAACCCUCAGUAAAGAGCUUCCAGAAACAGUGGCGCAGAUGCAAAAGUGCCGGGGAUUGUGCAUUGGAAAGAAGAAAUACUUAGAGAAUGGAAGUGGUAACUCACCCAGGCAUCAUGAGGACAAAGCAGUUGUGCAGGCUCCUUCUUUGUAGUUUCCUGAUUGCCUUUCUUAAAAUGGAAAGGAAGGGUGGAAGGAAAGAUGGAAUGUUCUUGACUCGUUGAGAUUUCUUUGGUUAUUGUUCCGCCAUAUAUUUUAAUAAAUAUAAGCAUCCUAAUACAUG